Molecule: messenger RNA, 3192 nt
Organism: Hypanus sabinus (Atlantic stingray)
Lineage: Eukaryota; Metazoa; Chordata; Chondrichthyes; Myliobatiformes; Dasyatidae
Product: uridine-cytidine kinase 2-like
Exons: 7
Coding region: 16-828 (270 amino acids)
Cellular component (GO): cytosol; cytoplasm
Molecular function (GO): ATP binding; kinase activity
Source: RefSeq, a predicted model, not a curated record
UCGGUUGACGAGCGGAUGAAAAGGUGCGCAUGCGCCAGGAGGCCGCCAGUAAUGUCGGCGAUGAUGGCGGGAGAUGUGGCUGUUGAGAGGAAGAUGCCGCACCGGCCUUUCCUGAUCGCUGUGAGCGGCGGCACCGCCAGCGGCAAGUCAUCUGUGUGUCAGAAAAUUGUUGAGCUGCUGGGACAGAACAAAGUGGAUCAAGACCAGAGGCAAGUGGUGAUCCUGAGCCAGGACAGCUUCUACAAGGUGCUGACCCCUGAGCAGAGGAUGAAGGCCAGUAAAGGGCAGUAUAACUUCGACCAUCCAGAUGCAUUCGACAAUGAGUUGAUUCUCCGCACUCUCAAGGACAUUAUUAAUGGGCGGACGGUGCCAAUUCCAGUUUAUGACUUUGUUAAUCAUUCACGGAAGCCGGAGAUGGUGCCAGUUUAUCCUGCGGAUGUGGUUCUUUUCGAGGGCAUUCUGGUUUUCUAUUCCCAGGAGAUCAGGGACUUGUUCCACAUGAAGCUCUUCGUGGAUACGGAUGCUGAUACUCGUCUCUCUCGCAGAGUUUUGCGCGACAUUAAUGAGAGGGGCCGUGACUUGGAGCAGAUUUUGACGCAGUACACGACAUUCGUCAAGCCUGCCUUUGAGGAGUUCUGCCUUCCGACCAAGAAAUACGCUGAUGUUAUUAUCCCCAGGGGAGUUGAAAAUCUCGUUGCCAUCAAUCUGAUUGUGCAGCAUAUUCAGGAUAUCCUGGCUGGUGGCCUAACCAAACGCAAUGGUUAUGUGAACGGUCACACCAUACUGCGCGCCCGCCACGCCUCAGAGUCCAGUACCCGGCCACACUGAUCCCAGACAACGAAGACAGGGAGAGCACCAUCACUUGUUUACUUCCUCACAGUCGGAGUUUUACUAUGUGACUGACAAUGCUACCUUUUCCUCACUUAGAGUCUUACUUUACAGUGGCCCUGGGUUUCCCCUUGUCUCUAAUAGCUGUUGGCAGCAAGUAUACAGGAACGGGAAACAUUUAUCAUUGGUUGGGAUAUACUGUAUGCAACUUUGGAACCAAGGGUAUCAUUAUCCUAGGCCUUCUGUUAACUUGCUUCCCAUAGUGUUUCACUUUGGGGAGAUGGGUGGAACAUUUGUGGUAAAUAACACCCUCUUUCUUGGUCUGGGGACUUUACUGCAGGAUGAGUGCCAUUGUGACAUAAUUUGGGUCCUCUCAGACUGGUGAUUGGAGGUGUUUGAUAACCUGUAUUAUAGGGUUGAGCCACCCCACACUGCCCUGUAUAUGAUGGUUAUAUUCGAUGAAUUGACUAGAACGGGUAGCCAUCUUGCUAGGAGCAAGUGACUGGUGCACAAAGAGACCGUGAAAUAAAUGUUGUGUAGUGGCUCAGCUGAACCAUGAAAUGAUUGUGCCACGUAAACUGUCCUUGUGUGGAUUUAGUACAGGAGAGUGUGUCUAGUGCUCUGGUCGAGCUUGUCUGCAUGUGCAUGUACUCAUGCAUCCCAGUAGCACUUCCUAUCCCUGCUGCAAGCUGCAAUAAUUGCCUUCCAUUCAUUCAUAUUUGAUAGAUAAAUCCUUUCUAAAAUACAGUCCCAAAAACGUACACUGGGAGAAACAGGGCUUUGUGUAGCUGCAGUGAAGUAAGCUUGGCUCGAGCUGUGAAGCCUUGCACUUUGGUGAAUGAGCUCAAGUUACCAUUGUCUAAAGUCUGAAAUUCUGGCUUCAUUUUGUCUCUCCCCUGGUUCCUGGAAGUGCUGUAUUUUGCUGGUGCACAUUUGUCUUUUGUGUGACAUGUUACAAGGCUUUAUUUAAAAUUCAGUCUUGACGAUGUUGGCACAGGCAAUGGGAUGAGCCUGGAUCAUUUACCUACUUGGAGAAACUCAACUGGCAAGAAUUCUAGCUGGUUGGCAUCAUCCUGCUUCAGUGUUUCUAAGCCCUUUGUGGCUAUUCGUAUUAUCUGGAUAUAUCCAUGGGGUCACUGGAGGAGCCCAACUGCAUCAGUUAAAUAAAAGUUUGCUGCUGAUAGUUCAAUGUUUGUGAUUCUAAGGCUGGAAUCUCCUUGGGAUUUUUCUAUAACCCAAAACUCUGUUGGGAACGUCUGCUUAUCUUUAAUACAUUUGAGUUGCAGUUCUCUGGUCUUUGUUGCGGCCCCACCAUUAAAAAAACGUUUAGUGGAAUUUAAAUAGCAAAAUGAAAAACUUUAUUAGCUUGGCAGUAAUCUCUGAAGAACAGGCUCCAGGUCUGUUCUGGGCUUGUAGUGUCGGAUGCUGUGAAGAGAGUGUUUAACUGUUGAGAUUGCGAAGGUGUGUAAAAUCAAACCUCCACUUUUCCAGGAAUUCAUCCUCUGGGUUUUACAAACGCAUCACUGUGGAAUUCCCUGAAAUAGUCAUGAGGAAUGGGGCAGGGGGAAAUAGUUACGGGACUUUGAGGAAUGGUCUGCCCAUGGUGCCUGGUGUAUUCCAUGUUUUAUGAGGUAAGUUGAUAACUAAGACAACAAGCUGAAACUGUCAAAUUCCUUGAGUGGGACUGUUUCAUUUAAGAGUUUCAAGUAAACGCAAUGCUGCAGUUUAAGGCAUUCUGCUGAGCUUGCACUAAACCAAACCUGUUUGCCUCUAGCUGCCAAUCCAUUUCUUCUCUGGUGUCCUUGUGGCUCAACAAAAUUUCUGAAUUGCCUAAUUUCAGUUCACUAAAUCCACCACUGUUAUGAAUGAACCGUAAUCUCUGAAAAUCAUUUAAUUAGUAGUUGGGAUCCAUCAGUUACCUGGGUUCCAUUGCACUUUCUAUAAUCACAAAGUUUUUUUUUGUUUGUGUGUUUGGGAGAGUACAGGGACUUCACAGGAUGUCUUUCCAACAGCUAUUGCGUAUUUCUCUGUUCACUGCCUGACAGUGAACAGCAAUCUUGCACUUAAUAACUACUACUUGAACAUUAUUGAACUGACACAAUAUUUAAGGACAUGUCUGUGGCAUAAGAGGUGAAUAUGCACUGAGCGAUGAGGUGAAAAGACCAAGGUUUAAUGUUGUGUGAAUCAUGCAGCUUGAUUUAUGUAAUCUGUUUGUUCAUUACUACUCACAGUGAAGGAUGAAUUGAAAGUGUUCGUUUCCAUCAGAUGUUUAUUUUUAGUACGUGUACUGUAUAUUAACUUAAGAGGAGUUGGCUCAAUAAAAGGCUAAGGCUUGCAACACUGCUAACCUGGCUGUUGAUGAGA